CUGUAAAUUAAGAAAAUUCUCGGGGUAGCAAAUCCAAAUUCCCUUUCUAGCCUCUCUCUCUCUCUCUCUCUCGCUCGCUCAGCAGCUCUUCAAACCCUAACGCCGAGACCAGUCGAUAUCGGCGACGUGAUUCUCUCUGGUUUCUCCUCGUAAUCCUGUAAACCCGACGGCGAAGAAUCUCCGCCGCGGAUUUAGUCUUCAUUGGCGAUCCCUCCUCCGAAGAUGUCCGUCCAUUGCUUUUGAUUUAGGUCAUCGGACCUGAAUCCGAUUUGUUGCUCUGAAGAAGAGCAAACGAGUCAUCUGCUAAGCUAUUUCGUGAGAAUCUAAUGGACUUAGCUUAAUCCGUUAGGGCUUUCGAGUUGUUGCGAACAUUAGAUCGUUUUGUAUGCGAGAGACGAGAAGCUCUGCGUUAUCCAUGGAGAUUUCAGUUUCCUCUCCAAAGCAGAGCGUGUUAUCUUCAUCGGAUUGUAUGAGCGACCCUGAGGAGGAGCACGAGAUCAGCGAGGAGGAGGAUGACGACGAUCGCAACCAUAAGCAUCGUAAGAAAGAAGAGACGAGUUCUCAGUCCUUGGAGCAAGGCUCUUCAGAUCAGGCUUUCUCGCGUCCCUACAGGAGAAACUAUAAACAUUUUGAGAAUGGCAAUGAACAUGAGAAACGGUCUCUAGGAGCAGGAGGAUCAGGACACCGUGUACAGUUUGAUAACCAAAGAUCAAGAUCAAACCCUGGUAGAGGUAGAGGAAGUUAUGGUUCUUGGAGUCAGCGUGAUUCCAGGUUUAAUCAUCCUGUUGAUCUCUCAUCUCAUAUGGUUCCGGGGAUGUUUGGAGGGAGGGGGAUAGCUGCUCAAACCGCACCUUGGCCUGGGUUUGGAAUGCUUCCUGGAGUUCCCAAUGGUGGCUUGGAUGGUUUCCAUCACUUGCAAGGGCCUCUAGGACCGCCGUUGAAUGGUCCACUCAACAUGGGGAUUCCUCGGCAGCGAUGCAGAGAUUUUGAGGAACGUGGGUUCUGCCUCAGAGGGGAUAUGUGUCCCAUGGAGCAUGGAAUCAAUCGUAUCGUUGUUGAUGAUGUUCAGAGUCUAUCACAGUUCAACCUUCCCGUUUCUGUCCCUGGUGCACCUCAUAUGGCAGCUUCUUCCAAACCAGUGCCUGCACAGUUUGGGGGUGCUAAUUUCAUGAAUACGAAAGGAGCUCAUGGGAAGACUAACGAGACUGGAAUGGCUGUUGAUGGUAUGGGUUAUGGUGAUGCAUAUCCUAGUGCAGGUGGAACUGAUUCUUACGAUCCUGAUCAACCUUUGUGGAAUAACAGUGCUGGUGAAACUUCAGGGGCAUUAUCUGCUCUAAAUUCUCAUGGGAUUGAUGAGAAUGUCGCUCCAAUGGAUGACAAUAACCAAGAUGGCCCUGUAAAUACAUAUGGUAUUCGAGAAUCAAGAAACAAUAAUCAGUCGGGUUGGGGCAGAGUGCGUAAUAGUCAAGCAAAUCUCAAAGAGAAAGGUGAUACUGUAUUAAAUUCAUCAGCUGGUCCUGAAGGUCAAUCGAAGGAGAUCUCAGUUAGUUUAUCCCGCCAAAACAAUGUUGGGGGAAGUGUCGCAAAAGCUGUUGAUUCAUCAAACGCUUCAAACGAUGCAGUGAAUAAUACAAGAACACCAAUGCAAAAGGCAAUGCGGACUCUAUUUGUGAAUGGUGUUCCCCACGAGAGCAACAGAAGGGACCUCAUUCUCGCCCAUUUUCAGAAAUUUGGGAAAGUUAUUGACAUUCACAUCCCAGUAAAUAGCAACCGAGCAUUUGUUCAAUUCUCAAAACGCGAAGAGGCUGAGUCCGCUCUCAGGGCACCUGAUGCUGUUAUGGGUAACCGCUUUAUCAAACUUUGGUGGGCAAAUAGAGAUAGUAUACCUGAUAAUGGCCUGUCCAGUGGGAAUGGUGCUUUUAUGAAGGGUCGUGUCGUGGGUGCUUCUGGAGGACAGAACCAGAUUCCUAUCUCUGCAGCAUCGAAAAGCAACCAUGUAUCUCUUACUGCGAAAGGGCCUGCCUUCCACCCUGGUGGAGCUCCAUCAUCAUCUCAACAGCCUAAGCCUGUGGGGGUCACUAGUGGUCCCAAGGUUAUGCCGCUUCAGCAGAAAAAAGCAGACACUCUUGAGCAGUUGAAAGAGACACUUCGGAAAAAGCAGGAAAUGCUGGAUCAAAAGCGUAACGAGUUAUGCAAAAAGUUGGCGACUCUUCAAAAACAAGAAACGGGUGUUAAAGACGAGGAAGCAGAUGAGCCAGAUGCUAAGCGCGUUAAGGUGGACACAGCCUCGAACUCCGGUACUGCAAUCCCAUCACCAAAAACAGAGUCAUUGACUGAGAAGAAAGGGCCUAUCAAGAAACCACUUUCUAUUGCUAGACCAAGCACAGAAACGCCAUCGCCCGAUUUGAAAAACUUAAAGCAAAGACCGUAUUCGUAUACCACAAGUUUGAACACUCCUAUGGUAAAUAGGUAUAAGUUGGACAACCGCACGACUACCAUCAAAGUUGUCCCUCCUUUGCCAACCGGGCUAGCCGAUGUUGCUGUCUUAAAAGAACAUUUCUCUUCUUAUGGCGAGGUCUCAAAAGUGGAACUCGAAGACAAUGCAUCGGCUGAUAGUGGCAAGGAUCAGGAUGAAACACAUAACAAAAGCCUUGCAGCCUGUGUGACAUUUGUGAAACGCAGCGCAGCAGAGAAAGCGUUUGCUAAUGCAAAGUCUUGGCAAGAACACACGUUGCAGCUCGUG
This is a messenger RNA of Brassica rapa (field mustard), 2743 nucleotides long. Its product is annotated as zinc finger CCCH domain-containing protein 41. Gene Ontology annotation, molecular function: metal ion binding; RNA binding. Lineage: Eukaryota; Viridiplantae; Streptophyta; Magnoliopsida; Brassicales; Brassicaceae. The record is from RefSeq and is a predicted model, not a curated record. Gene Ontology annotation, cellular component: nucleus.